AUGGAAGAUAAGAACAGCGCGUAUGAUUUAGGAGUGAAUCCAUAUCUUGAAGACCUUCAAAGACGAGAAAACAAAUCCUUACUUGAAUGCAUGUCAAAAGCGAUGUGCGAUAAUGACCCAAUGCGGCAAAUCAACAAUCCUGAUAUAUGGUCUGAUCACCUAAACAUGGAAAAUCUUCAUCAAGAGUUCAAUUUAAACUCAAAUAGAGAGAAUGACGUCAUUGAGCCAGAGGAGUUUAGAUAUAAUCCUCCAGACUACCUUUUGUUCGAGGAUGUCGCCCAGAGAAACGAGGAUAGAUUAAAAGACUUUGGAUAUAGAGAUGAAAGCAAGAUAGACUAUGAAGAAGAAUUCAAAGAAUCUACUCCAAUGAUUGGUGCAGGUAAAACGGUCAAAUCCCACGCAAAAUGAGAGUCCAAGAGCAACCUUGAGGAUGACUCUAAAUCUGGGACUAAGCAUGUCCUCACUAAUAAGGAGAGAGCUCGAAUUGCACGAAAGAGGAAGAAGCAAUACUAUGAGGAUCUGGAGAAGAAGAACAAAUAUCUUGAGGACCAAGUUAAGCAAUUGACUAAGGAAGUUAAAAUCUACAAAGAGCAAGCUCAGAAAGCAAGCCAAGGUGGGCAAGAUGUGCCAAUGGAUAUAAAUGAUCAGAAAAACAUUUCAUGCCUUUCGAAUGAAUGCUUAAAUAUGAUUAGAUGAAUCCCAGGUGAAAAGGACAUAUUUCAAAUUCAUAACAAAGUUAGUGAUGCUUGUCGUCCAUUUGGAACCAGGAAAAUUAAUGCUCUUGACAAAGCCUUUGAUAAAAUCAUUGGGAAUAUUUUCUGUGAGGGAACUAUGCUUGACCUCUAUGCUUGUGAUAAGUCUCUUCCAAAAACUAAAGCUGAGUUUGAGAGCUAUAAAAAGUUAGGAAAGUUCCAGAGACACGAAAAAUAUCCUGACCCAUUAAUCAGAGAUUAUGUAGAAAGAUCUCUUCUAUUCAAUUUUUCUAACGAGCAAUAUCAGAACUUCACAGUGAACUAUAUGAAUGCUGUUCAAAAUCUAAAAGAAGAAGUAAGAGAUGCUAUUUCAACACUCUAUGAAGCAAGAUCUAAGAUCUAUAAAGCAAUCAUGACUUCCGAUGUGCUUAAGACUCAAGCAUGCACUAAAACCAUCAAGAAGGAGCAGUUCCUUAGAAUGGCAGAGAAGUGUAUUCAUUUGAACACCAAGGUUACAUUUGAUCAUAUUUUUAACAUUACAAAAGAGAAAAUCUCAGUGGAGAAGAAAAUAGAUAUUCCAAACCCGAAAUUAUUUUCAAGAGCACUGACAUUUAGAGCCUCAAAGCCAGGGCCAAAGGAAUUUCCAAGUGAGGUCUCUGAGUUAUACUCAACUACUCUUUAUAGUUGCCGAAAUGCUAAUUAACCACUAUUUAUUAGCGAAUCAAAGUAAUAUUUCAAUCA
This is a messenger RNA of Moneuplotes crassus, 1433 nucleotides long. The record is from the annotation of a GenBank genome assembly. NCBI's taxonomy places the organism in Eukaryota, Ciliophora, Spirotrichea, Euplotida, Euplotidae.